Messenger RNA from Manihot esculenta (cassava), 1103 nucleotides. Its product is annotated as zinc finger protein 511. Bases 61 to 819 code for a protein of 252 amino acids. The transcript is spliced from 4 exons. Lineage: Eukaryota; Viridiplantae; Streptophyta; Magnoliopsida; Malpighiales; Euphorbiaceae. The record is from RefSeq and is a predicted model, not a curated record.
ACUGCCUCACCAACGUUCCAUUUGAAAUUGAUUUUCAAAUCAGCACUCUCUGACAGUGGCAUGGCCAUGGCGGUUGAUAUGGACGCCAAAGAAGAGUUAGGGUUUCCGUACUGGACACCAGUUCGCCGACGUUUUGGCCCCGAUUCUCCCUUCUUUGCUUAUGGUAACAUUCAAAGGGAGCUCUUCGCUAAACAGGUUGCGUUGGAUUUAACUGAAGAUGAAAAGAAUCAGUUGCAGAAUUUGGCGGAUGAGGAUGGCAGGGAUAUCUUUUGUCCCAUUGUUGGAUGUGGCUCUCGCUUGACAUCUUUGGAAGACUUUGAAGACCACUACAACGCACGGCAUACUGCAUCCUGUUCAGUAUGCUCUAGAGUUUACCCAACUGCUCGCCUGCUCAGCAUACAUGUAUCUGAAGCACAUGAUUCAUUUUUCCAGGCUAAAGUUGCACGUGGCUAUGCCAUGUAUGAAUGUCUGGUGGAAGGUUGUGGUUUGAAAUUCAAGAACUACAAAAGUAGACAACAGCAUUUGGUAGACAAGCAUAAAUUCCCCAGUGCAUUUGAAUUCUUCAAGAAGGCCCAUCCAUCUAAGAAAGCUAGACAGAAACAGCGUAAUCAAGGUAUUCAAAAGAGGGGAGAGACUUCAAACAAAAUGGAAGUAGAAGGUGAAACCAUCGAUGGCCUUGUUUCAGCAGUCUCUAGAUUAAGUACUUCAGAUUCGUCCCCUUCUUCUAUCAGCUUUGGUCGCCACCACACUCGUGGUUUCAUGUUUUUACCAAGAACUGUUCAGCGAGGAAAUAGCACGCAGAGUGGAACAAAGAACUAGCCUCCUUACAUGCUAAUAACUCGAAUUCUUCCACCAUACUGUCAAAUGUCUUCUUCACCCUGUAACGGUGAAGGCUGUAGGAGAGCUGUAGGAGACGUCAAAAGCUGUGUAGAUGAUAUGCAUAUUUGCACAGAAUAAUCCCAUGAAUUUACUUUCACAAGUUGACUUGGUGAGCACAUGCUGGCUGCCUUUUUUUUUAUCUUUACCCCAAAAUUUAUUAUUGUUAAUUUGUGGUAAUUCUUUGUUUUAAUUUCUAACUUAAUUUAAUUUAAUACUUUAGAGUA